AUGUUGGUUCUCUGGAUUGGGUCAGAUGCCUCACCACAGCUGCUGAAGGACUUGUUUAACGUCAACAAAUUCAUGCAGACACAGCUCCCACGUCUCCCGACGCGGCUGUCGAUGCAGGUGCACAACAUCUUCGCGCACCGGCGCGCACAGCGCGGGUGGACGCCGAGAUUCCUGAUAGCGCGGCGGAACAUGGACGCCGCGGAGAUCGAGUUCAGCGACAUGCUUGUCGAGGACCAGAACAAUGCCGCUAUGUCGUACCUCGACUCUUCAGAGCACCAUGGUAGUGAUGAUACAUGGGAGAGUGCUGGUGACGCGCGUAUCGCGUAUCUAGCCGCUCUCAAGGACGAAUGUCUGAAUAACCCAGCAUCUCUAGGCCAACACACUGCUCGCCGAUCAUCUAUUUCACCGUCCCUUUUGCUCGCAGAGCAGAUUGAGCGGGGGCUCAUUCCAUUGAGUGGCCAGAGCACAUAUCCCUGGCAGUCGUCGAACUCGGGGCCGGAUGUGUGCUCCCCUCGCUUCUGUCGUCGACACUGUCGCCGCUGCCGUCUGGUCGUGAUCACCGACUAUCCGGACGCCACGAUCCUGGGCAACCUUGAGAAAAACGUGGAGAGGAACGAGCAGGCGAUUUCCGACGGGUGCAGAGUGCACUACCGCGGAUAUGAGUGGGGGCAGGACGUCGCUCCGCUGCUGGCGCUGCUUCCGGCCGGGCACGACGGCUUCGACACCGUCAUCCUGUCCGACCUGCUGCACUUUGACCGGGCGCAUGACGCCCUCCUCGCCUCUCUCGCCGGCCUCCUCCGCCGCGCUCCCGGAGCCCGCGCGUACGUCGCCGCGGGCACGUACACGCCUCCCCACGUGUGCGACCACUUCCUGCAGAUUGCCGAAGCGGUGGGGCUCGUAUGGGAAGAGCGCCUGCCCGACGGCGCGGUCAAGGGCGCGCUCCCUGUCGCCGCCGGCGGCCUCAACACAGAGCAGUUGGACGUCCGCAAGAGCAUGUGCAGGUCGCAAUAUCGCCUAGCUGGCUACAACGCUACGGAGUCCAUUGCCUUUCUCCACACUGUCGGUGGCGGUCGGUUGUCUGGUGAGAUCGUCCGUGUCUUCGCUGCUGGACUUCACUUCGCGUUCGCCAGCCUCAUCGAACUGCCGGAAGGUACCUUGCGUGGGGACAGGAAUAGUUUUGCCCCUGGGGGCGGCGGUGGGAAAAAUUAUCACAGCGGCCCUUCUCAGGGACCGCCGCCCCAGAACUCUCGACAGUCCAAGUCGCCGGCUCCGCUGGCGCAGACUGUCUCGGCGAACACGGUCGUGCACGGAUUGGACAGCCGUAUGCCCGGUAGCCAGCCGUCUGCGUUCCCCGUACGCUUCGCGGAGCGGAGCACACGCCGGCGUGUUGGUGCGCCGUCAGUAACUAUUAGAGCGGCGAUGUACCUGUGCCUUGGAACGCCGUGUGAGCACUCAGCACCCGACACGCCUUCGCGGUCGGGGCGCGUGACUGGCGAUAAGCUGAACGUGCAUAUUGGACGGCGUCGUCUCGCAGACCCGGAUGGCGUCGUCGCAAGGCUUGUGGCGGCGUGUGCUGCUCUACGCGCAUGCCGACGGUCCGGGCAGGGCGGUCAAGGCGGAAGAACGAUCUUUCCUUGCACAGCGGAUAGUCUCGAUGCCGGAGGCCUGGUAGCGAUGAAGCGUUCCUGGCAGCGUAGGGUCCGAGACGCCGGGUACAGCACCCGAUACGCAGUAGUAGCCCGUCCGCCGAGGCUUAGCGAUCAGCAUGGCAUGAGGGUUUCUUCGUUCCGGGCCGGCUGGCGGCACACAUCGCGGCUGGGUUCACCGUCCAUGGGCACGAUGUUCCUCCCCGAACGACGCCCGGGCCCCCUCCCGCACGAAGCGCAGGACUACCUCGCCGCACUACCGCACCCUCGCAGCUCGCGUUACCUGUCGGCCUUCCUAGUGCUUCCGCGGCGUCGAGGAGACGUCAGAGACUCCGGCUUCCAUGGAAGUUGGUGGUGCAUUGACAUACGGAGGUAUCCACAGUUCGUGUAUCUCGUCAAUGCAAGGCACGUCAGCGGCGGAGAGUAUGGCGGCAUCCUGCAAAUGACCUGCGACCAGAUUACUAGCCGGCGUAAAAGCGCUUUGCCUUCGAGGUCGUUCGUCGCAGUCGCUACAAUCUGUAUCGUCAUCAUCGAGACGGGGGAAUCAAAGCAGAAGGCAGGUGCAUACACGCACCCGACUGUGCACCAGGAUGCCAGGACAUGCGAGUGGAUUGUGUUGAGACGGCUCAGGGCUUCACCUCCAAUGAAGAUUGACCAGCAACAGACGAAAGCUGUCUUUACUGUCGUGAUCCUCGGUGUCCGUGGCACCGGCCCUCCUCGAAAGCUCCGCGCCGGCCACCAAGAGCCUGUGCAGAAGCUGCGCCAAGCACUUCGACCGGCUGGCCUGGGCUACACCUGCGCGUCCGACUCCUUUGGCCUCCGGACACCCGCGCAUCAAUACAGUCGAGCAUCAAUAUCGCGUGAUGGCUUCGCUCAGCAGAUGGCCUCAGUGCUCGACGCACACGGACAUGAGGCGCGAUCUGGAGGUGGACCCAUGUGUCGAGUGUUGCCAUCGGUCGCCUCGAGAUGGAUCACGUCCACCGGCGCUGCCACCGAGUCGUUCUGGAAUACUGGCGCUAUACGCGACGCGUCAGCGCGUGCAUCGCAGUCCCGACGUCUACAUAGCGAAUCGCAGGGGCUGUGGUUGUCGGUGACGGUGGCUGCCUCCGAUCGCUUCCGUCGUCGGUACAAGCUUGGCCCGGUAGCAGUAAUCGCUGCACCCGCGCAAAUCUACAUUGUAUCUGCGGGGACAAUGCUUUCUGCGAGUUUGGCGCACGCACCGACCGCCCGGGUGGAGUCGGACCCUGUAGGCCUGUCAAAAAUGCCAGAGAGCUCUAAACACACUGCGUGCAUGAGCCAGGCGAUCGUGCCCCGCCGACUUGUGAGUCUCACGUACAAGUUACCGGUGGCGGAUGCCUGUUCUGAUGCCAGCCGUCGGCCAGGGGCUCGCCACGCCCACGUUUAUGUCACCAUCCCCCGGGAGAAAUGGGGUUGGCGGACGUGGCGGACGUCGCAUCGCGUGCUUGCGGUCCCCAUGAUCGCACGCACGACAACGCCCCGGUACCUCCUCAACUCCUUGUGA
Postia placenta MAD-698-R-SB12 is the source of this 3168-nucleotide messenger RNA. RefSeq lists its product as hypothetical. The record is from RefSeq and is a predicted model, not a curated record. NCBI's taxonomy places the organism in Eukaryota, Fungi, Basidiomycota, Agaricomycetes, Polyporales, Adustoporiaceae. The transcript has 21 exons. The coding region runs from base 1 to 3168 and encodes 1055 amino acids.